GAAAGCGAGCGAACGACCCCGUCGCCCACUACCUCUUCCGCCUUGCGUGUGCGCAGCCGCAACUUUUCCUCCUCUCCAUCCUCUACCCGCGGCGAAACCCCCAAACCCUCCCCUCCUCCACCCCCGCCCGAUCCACCCGUCGGCGAUGGGCAGCUCCGUCGCCGGAUCGAGCGUCGUCGUUCCUAGGAACUUCAGGCUAUUGGAAGAGCUUGAGCGUGGAGAGAAGGGCAUUGGUGAUGGGACAGUGAGCUAUGGAAUGGAUGAUGCAGAUGACAUCUACAUGAGGUCAUGGACUGGUACCAUCAUUGGCCCCCACAAUACUGUACAUGAGGGCCGCAUCUACCAGCUUAAGUUGUUCUGUGACAAGGAUUAUCCUGAGAAGCCACCAUCUGUCAGAUUCCAUUCAAGAAUCAACAUGACAUGUGUUAAUCACGAGACAGGAGUGGUUGAUCCAAAGAAGUUUGGUUUGCUGGCAAACUGGCAGCGGGAUUACACAAUGGAAAACAUCCUAACCCAGCUCAAGAAGGAGAUGGCUGCCUCACACAAUCGCAAGCUAGUGCAGCCUCCGGAAGGGACAUUCUUCUAAAGAAGAAUUGGGUGGCCCAUCUUGGGAUUCAACAACAGUAACUGAUAAGUUGUGUUAAUGGGGGGAAAACAACUUCUACAUCUGGUCCCUGUGCUUGUGUUUUCCAGUUUCCUAUGCUAUGUUCUGCAAUCUGUGAACAGCUGUGAACAAUCGAAGUAUCUCCCUUGCGAUUUGCAUAGUGGCUGCUGGGGAUGUUGCAAGUUCCAGGGAUGUAUCUUGAAACUGUCGUAGUGCCCUGAUUAAGGAAUAGACAACAUCUCCGUGUUACCUAUAUAAUAUAGCCUCUGUGUGCGCGCGUCUUCCAAGUUCCAAGUA
Messenger RNA from Panicum virgatum (switchgrass), 901 nucleotides. RefSeq names its product ubiquitin-conjugating enzyme E2 variant 1C-like. The record is from RefSeq and is a predicted model, not a curated record. NCBI's taxonomy places the organism in Eukaryota, Viridiplantae, Streptophyta, Magnoliopsida, Poales, Poaceae. Gene Ontology annotation, biological process: protein K63-linked ubiquitination; DNA damage tolerance. The transcript has 4 exons. Gene Ontology annotation, cellular component: nucleus. Bases 146 to 586 code for a protein of 146 amino acids.